Gossypium arboreum is the source of this 5140-nucleotide messenger RNA. Its product is annotated as ABC transporter G family member 35-like. The record is from RefSeq and is a predicted model, not a curated record. The transcript has 21 exons. Gene Ontology annotation, molecular function: ATP hydrolysis activity; ATP binding; ABC-type transporter activity. The coding region runs from base 402 to 4868 and encodes 1488 amino acids. Gene Ontology annotation, cellular component: membrane. Lineage: Eukaryota; Viridiplantae; Streptophyta; Magnoliopsida; Malvales; Malvaceae.
UGAAAUGUACUUGGUCUAAGAUGAGGUAUGAAUUGUUAAAUGUUGCAAGAGAAGAACCGCUAUUGACUUUCAAAGAAUCCAACAAGCCCCUCAUAUUUGAAUUCCCUAGUUUUCCUUCAACAAAAGGCCAAAUAGCCAACCUUUCAGCCACCAAGCUGGCUGCCCCUUUUUUAUUUUUCACUCCGUCAAUGACUCGCACUGCCUGUAUAUAUAUAUUCUCCUUCAAUCUCUAUUGAACUUACACUUCUUUAUCUGCUCCCUACCCCCCAAAAGAAAGGAACCAACACUUGUCUACAUUGAAAUAGAGGGUGAGAACAUUUUUCUUUUGGGUUCAAGAAUUAGUGGGAGGAAAAAGUAAAAAAAAAAAAAAAUAAUAAUAAUAAGAAGAAGAAGGCAAAAAUAUGGAUGGUUUAGAAAGAGUUCGAAGUCGAAAUCCCAGCAGAAGAACGGGGCAUAGCAGCAUAGGGAGGAGCUUAAGUAGGAGUAGUUGGAACAUGGAAGAUGUGUUUUCAGGUUCCAGAAGAAGUAGCCGUGUGGAAGAUGAUGAAGAAGCUCUAAAAUGGGCUGCUAUCGAGAGACUACCCACAUAUGAUAGGCUGAGGACAAGCAUCAUGCAGUCCUUUGUGGAUCAUGAAAUCAUUGGCAACAAGAUGGAACAUAGAGAGGUUGAUGUUAGAAACCUUGACAUGAACGACAGACAAAAAUUCAUCGACAUGCUCUUCAAGGUUGCUGAGGAAGAUAAUGAGAAAUUCUUGAAGAAGUUCAGAAACAGGAUCGAUAAGGUUGGGAUUACACUUCCAACAGUAGAAGUUAGAUUCAACCAUCUGACGAUUGAAGCCGACUGCUACGUUGGCAGCAGAGCUCUUCCAACUCUUGUAAACUCUGCUAGAAACCUUGCAGAAUCGGCUCUUGGGCUCCUUGGAAUCAGUUUUGCCAAGAAAGCAAACCUCACAAUUCUUAAAGAUGCUUCUGGGAUUAUUAAACCAUCAAGGAUGACACUCUUACUAGGCCCACCCUCUUCUGGGAAAACAACCCUUUUGCUGGCAUUGGCCGAUAAGUUGGACCCAAGCUUAAGGGUUAAAGGAGAAGUCACAUACAACGGAUAUAAACUAAAGGAAUUUGUUGCUAGAAAGACAUCCGCAUAUAUCAGUCAAAAUGAUGUUCAUGUUGGAGAAAUGACUGUGAAAGAAACCUUGGAUUUCUCAGCAAGAUGUCAGGGUGUUGGGACACGAUACGAUCUGUUAAGUGAGCUUGCUAGAAGGGAAAAAGAUGCAGGGAUUUUCCCAGAAGCUGAUGUAGACCUUUUCAUGAAGGCAACUUCAGUGGAAGGAGUUGAAAGCAGCCUUAUCACUGAUUACACACUCAAAAUAUUGGGGCUCGACAUAUGCAAGGAUAUCAUCGUUGGAGACGAGAUGCAGCGUGGAAUUUCCGGAGGUCAAAAGAAAAGAGUAACAACAGGGGAGAUGAUUGUUGGUCCCACCAAGACACUAUUCAUGGAUGAAAUAUCAACGGGUCUUGAUAGUUCCACGACAUACCAGAUAGUGAAGUGCUUGCAGCAGGUUGUGCACCUAACAGAGGGCACAAUCUUGAUGUCACUAUUGCAGCCUGCUCCAGAGACUUACGAUCUCUUUGAUGAUAUCAUCCUCUUAUCUGAGGGUCAAAUUGUCUAUCAAGGUCCACGAGAACACGUUGUUGAGUUCUUUGAGAGCUGUGGUUUCAAAUGUCCCGAGAGGAAAGGAACUGCUGACUUUUUGCAAGAGGUUACCUCAAAGAAGGACCAAGAACAAUAUUGGGCGGACAAAAGAAAGCCAUACAGAUACAUUACAGUAACUGAAUUUGCAAACAGGUUCAAGCACUUCCAUGUCGGAAUGCAGCUACAGAGUGAGCUAGCUGUGCCUUUCGACAAGUCAAGAGGCCACCGAGCGGCAUUGGCCUUCCAGAAAUACUCUAUGUCCAAAAUGGAGCUUCUUAAGGCCUGUUGGGACAAAGAAUGGCUAUUGAUCAAAAGGAAUUCUUUUAUUUAUGUGUUUAAGACGGUCCAAAUUAUCAUCGUGGCAUUCAUCUCGUCUACUGUCUUUUUGAGAACUGAAAUGCACCGGAGGGAUUUGAACGAUGCGCAACUCUAUAUUGGCUCACUUCUGUUUGGAAUGAUCAUCAACAUGUUCAAUGGCUUCGCUGAGCUCUCGCUUAUGAUUAGUAGGCUUCCAGUGUUCUACAAGCAAAGAGACCUCUUAUUCCACCCUGUCUGGACUUUCACUCUGCCCACUUUCUUGCUCCGGGUUCCGAUAUCUAUUUUGGAAACAGUUGCUUGGAUGGCUGUAACUUAUUACACUGUAGGAUAUGCACCUGAGGCCAGCAGGUUUUUCAAAAACUUCCUGUUGGUGUUUUCAGUACAACAAAUGGCAUCUGGUCUAUUUCGGCUCAUUGCCGGAUUAUGCAGAACAAUGAUCAUAGCUAACACUGGUGGGGUUCUUACACUUCUCCUCGUGUUCUUGCUGGGAGGUUUCAUCAUUCCUAAACGUGAAAUUCCAAGUUGGUGGGAGUGGGCUCACUGGAUUUCACCUUUGACUUACGGUUUCAAUGCCUUUACUGUGAAUGAAAUGUUUGCGUCAAGGUGGAUGAAUAGACAGGUUUCAAACAGUUCGACUAGCCUGGGGGUACAAGUGCUUGAUAGCUUUGAUGUCCCAAACGAUGAAAACUGGUAUUGGAUUGGUGCAGGUGCUCUUCUAGGGUUCGCAGUGCUCUUCAACAUUCUCUUCACCUUUGCGCUUAUAUACUUAAGCCCCCUUGGAAAGCCGCAGGCUAUAAUUUCGGAGGAAACAGUGGAAGAGCUAGAGGCUAAUAAUGUGGAUUCUAAUGAAGAACCAAGGUUAAUGAGACCAGAAUCAAGUAAAUAUUCAUUCUCUGCAGAUGCAAGCAAUGCAGUAGAAAUGGAAAUCCGAAGAAUGAGCAGUCGAGCUGAUUCCCACGGAAUGAGCAGGAAUGAUUCCCAAGUUGAUGCAGCCACUGGUGUUGCCCCAAAGAGAGGAAUGGUUCUUCCCUUCACUCCUCUAGCAAUGUCCUUUGACACUGUCGAUUACUACGUUGAUAUGCCACCUGAAAUGAAGGCACAAGGAGUUGGUGAGGAUAGGUUACAACUACUUCGGGGAGUAACAGGUGCAUUUAGGCCUGGAGUGUUGACUGCAUUGAUGGGAGUCAGUGGAGCAGGGAAGACAACAUUGAUGGAUGUUCUAGCAGGAAGAAAGACCGGUGGAUAUAUUGAGGGUGAUAUCAGAAUAUCCGGAUUCCCAAAGAAACAAGAAACCUUUGCAAGAAUUUCUGGAUACUGUGAACAAACUGAUAUUCACUCACCACAAGUGACUAUCAGAGAAUCCUUAAUUUACUCAGCAUUCCUACGACUUCCAAAAGAAAUCAGCAACGACGAAAAGAUGAUUUUCGUGGAUGAAGUAAUGGAACUAGUAGAAUUAAGCAAUCUCAAGGAUGCCAUAGUAGGGUUGCCUGGAGUCACAGGGUUGUCAACAGAGCAAAGAAAGAGGUUAACAAUUGCAGUAGAGCUUGUUGCUAAUCCCUCGAUCAUUUUCAUGGAUGAACCGACAUCCGGUCUUGAUGCGAGGGCAGCAGCCAUUGUCAUGAGGACUGUCAGAAACACCGUGGACACUGGAAGAACGGUUGUCUGCACCAUUCAUCAGCCUAGUAUUGAUAUCUUUGAAGCCUUUGAUGAAUUGCUACUAAUGAAGAGAGGAGGUCAGGUGAUUUACUCCGGACCAUUAGGCCGAAAUUCUCAUAAGAUCAUCGAAUAUUUUGAGGCAAUUCCUGGAGUUCCCAAAAUUAAGGAAAAGUAUAAUCCAGCUACAUGGAUGUUAGAAGUGAGCUCUAUAGCAGCUGAAGUUAGGCUCGGAAUUGAUUUUGCUGAACACUACAAAUCAUCUUCCUUGUAUCAGAGAAACAAGGCGUUAGUAAAUGAGUUAAGCACACCACCUCCAGGAGCUAAAGACCUCUAUUUUGCCACUCAGUACUCACAAACUACAUUGGGUCAAUUCAAAUCAUGCUUUUGGAAACAAUGGUGGACUUACUGGAGAAGUCCAGAUUAUAACCUUGUCAGAUACUUCUUCACUUUGGUCACUGCUCUCUUGGUUGGUUCUAUUUUCUGGCAGAUCGGCACUGACAGGAGUAAAGCAUCUGAUCUUACAAUGAUCAUCGGUGCAAUGUAUGCUGCAGUCAUAUUUGUUGGAAUCAAUAACUGCUCAACAGUUCAACCAGUCAUAGCCAUUGAAAGAACAGUGUUCUAUCGUGAAAGAGCUGCUGGGAUGUACUCUGCAUUACCUUAUGCCCUUGCGCAGGUGCUUUGUGAAAUACCUUACGUAUUUGGCCAAACCGUAUACUAUACACUUAUAGUGUAUGCUAUGGUGGGCUUUCAAUGGACAGUGGCAAAGUACUUCUGGUUUUUCUUUGUCAGCUUCUUCACCUUCCUUUACUUUACAUACUACGGAAUGAUGACUGUUUCGAUCACACCAAACCAUCAAAUAUCAUCUAUAUUUGCUGCAGCAUUCUAUUCAGUCUUUAAUCUUUUCUCCGGCUUCUUCAUUCCAAGACCAAGAAUUCCUGGUUGGUGGAUCUGGUAUUACUGGAUUUGCCCGGUUGCAUGGACAAUUUACGGAUUGAUUGCGUCACAAUAUGGAGAUCUUGAAGACAAAAUUAGUGUACCUGGCGUCUCUCCUGACCCUACUAUUAAAUCGUAUAUUAAAGAUCAGUACGGCUAUGAUUCAGACUUCAUGGGGCCAGUUGCUGCAGUUUUGGUUGGCUUUGGAGUAUUUUUUGCCACUUUGUUUGCCUACUGCAUAAGGACACUCAAUUUCCAGACCAGAUAAAAGGGAUUUAUUCAGGAAAUUCUUCUUCAAGUUAGCAUGCUUGUAAAUAGACAAUACAAUGCCAUAAAAAAAAUUAGUUUGGUCUUUAUUUGGUUGAGGUUCAUUAAUUUUAUGAAUUUGAGAUAUUGUUUUGAACUUUAUAUUGCUUAUGCAUAAGCAAUUAAGCAUCAUAUAACAUAGAUGAUGAGUUCAGUUUGCAAAAAGUUUGAAGAAUUGUGCUAGGAAAUGUAAAGUUUCGUUUGUCAGAUAAUAUAUCAUCUUAAAGGAACAAA